CUGGUCGGUUCGGCCCCGCCCCUCCCCGUGCGCGGACGUGCUGACGCGGCAGCAGCGACGCGCAGCAACAUGGCGGAGCGGCAGCGGUCGGUAUUGCGGGAAGGGGUGCGGAUCUUUACCCUCUGCCUGUGCUGGUACACGGUCAGCUCCGGCGGCAAUGUCAUCAACAAGAUGAUUUUGAACAACUUCCCGUACCCGGUCACCGUGUCGCUGUUCCAUAUCCUCGCCAUCUGCGUCUUCAUGCCACCGCUGAUUCGUGCCUGGAACAUCCCACCAGCCGCCGAGCUACCGCCUCGCUACUUCCUGCGUCUUGUGCUGCCGCUUGCCUUUGGCAAGUACUUCGCUUCGGUGUCGGCCCACAUCAGCAUUUGGAAGGUACCCGUGUCGUACGCGCAUACAGUUAAGGCUACCAUGCCUAUUUGGGUGGUGUUUCUGUCCCGUAUCAUCAUGAAGGAGAAGCAGACUAUGAAGGUCUACAUGUCGCUAAUCCCAAUCAUAUCUGGAGUUUUCUUGGCAACAGUGACUGAACUGUCCUUUGACAUUUGGGGACUAGUUAGUGCACUUGCUGCCACCCUCUGCUUUUCUCUUCAGAACAUCUUCUCUAAAAAGGUGCUGAGGGAUACACGGAUGCAUCACCUUCGACUUCUCUAUAUCCUUGGAUGCUAUGCUGUAAUCUUUAUGAUUCCAACUUGGAUCCUUGUCGAUCUCUCUGCAUUUUUUGUUAACAGCUCAGUUACAGAUAUCUCGCACUGGCAUUGGACACUCGUAUUACUGAUUGUCAGUGGUUUUUGUAAUUUUGCUCAGAACAUGGUUGCCUUCAGUAUCCUGAACCUCAUCAGCCCACUUAGCUACUCAGUGGCCAAUGCUACCAAGAGAAUCAUGGUGAUUACAGUGUCCCUACUCAUGCUGCAAAACCCAGUUACUGCCACCAAUAUCAUGGGGAUGAUGACUGCUAUUGUCGGGGUGUUUGCCUAUAACAAGGCUAAAUAUGAUGCCAAUCAAGAGGCCAAGAGGAAGUUGCUCCCAGUAACUUCAGGGGAUCUUAUUUCCCUUAAUCGGCAUCAAGAACUGUCUGCCGAACAGAAGGUGCAGCUGAAUGGGAUGGCACUGUACCCACAGCACUCUGAGUACCAGUAUGGACGGACUGGUCUGCUGGCAGAACAGUCACAGUACAACCGACAGAGCAACACUGGAGCCACCUAUGUGUCCAAUCGAUUCGAUAUCUAAGACUUGUGAAUGGAGGUGUCACUUCAUUCGUAACUUAUUCUGUGCACUGUUGGAAACCUUUGGUUAUCCGAUAGAUUUUAUCAAGAGAAGACUUUCUGGUAUUCAAGAGAAGACUGUAACUUGGAGUUGAUGAAGAUCUGUGUUAUAUUCUCUGCUAUUCUACUGUUUCUCCAGCAUUCACUCAGGCCAGAUAUCAUGGGGAUUAAGAGUAGGAUAGUUAGACCAGUGUGGAGUGAUUACUUCACAUUAAGAAGGGUUCUGCUUAGGUUGAUUCCCUGCCGCAAAGCCUAUUGAUUAGAUGUUGGAUUGGUAAUGAAAGAUUAAUGGCCCUGGCUAUCUAAUCCAUUGUAGUCUCUGCAUGACAGAAUUGUGUUUAAAUGCAAUACAGUUGACCAGAUCUUCAUCUAAUGAUGCUUCUGGGGUGUCUUUUUGUCAGUCAUAUUCCCUUUAUAUAGAUAAUGAUCUUCUGACUGUUGGUGAUUGGUGACUUGGCAAGUAUUGAUCAAUUAGUUACAGUAUCCUCCAUGCUGUAUGUAAAUAUAUGUGUGCUUUGGGAGGAGAGAAGGUAUGACAUCGAUUGUUCAGGUCUACCUCUGUAAUGUGCAUGCUAGCUCAAUACCCAGGCUGGUGUUUGUUAACAAUUGACACCCUGGUAACUAGACUUGAUUUGAUGAGCUGCUGGUACUUACAGUAUAGAUUAGUUGGAUUCUGAUCAUGCUAACUCUAAAUCAUAAUAAUCCACUUUAGCAUCCCGAGUUUAAGCAAGCAAGUUAAAUGAACAGACACACAUGGUGAUUGCACUGCAGAUCAUAUACUGUUGUCCUCCACAAUCAAGUCUAAACAGAUUAGCUGAGCUCUGAGUUAGAAAAUCAUGGGCUCAAGCCCACUUCAGAAAUUUGAGCAUAAAAUCUGAACUGCAAUUGGCUACAACGACAUGGGAGCUCAAGAACAUAAUUGUUUUUUUGCAAAGCCCUGUAAUUUUGAUUGCUGAAUGUAAGGAGAGAUUGGGAGAUCUAGGUCAAUGUUUCUCAACCAAAGUUAUCAAAACAGAUUUUUAUAACAACUGCUGUAUUUGUUAGGACAGCCCUUUGUGGGACCUUGCUGUGUAUGCAAGCUAAUUAUUGUGAUUCCUACAUCGCAACAAUAAAUAUGAACAGUUUUUUUGGGGGUUGGGAGAUUCGAAAAGGCACAAAGCACUGGGUGAAUGCAAAUUUUUUCUAUAUUCAGACAACCCAGUAAUUUGUAAUAUUUUAAAUUGUAGACAGUUGUGUCGGAAAAUGUUUACUUGUAUGGGUUAAAUGGUGAGGUGUCAGUCUAUAAUUGAUGCUGGCAGCCAGUGUUCAUAUAAAAAAAAAGGACAGACUCCAGGAUGGGAACAAAUCUCUUUAAAAUGUUGAAAAUUAGAUAGAAUAGGAUUUACAAGAGCAAUGGUGCGGAAGUAAGCUGCAAGUUAUUUUCAAUGUGUUUCUUCUUGUGAAUAGCAUACAUAGAACAAGAACCUGCCAUUUCUGUACAGAUGCAGACCUGCUCACUGUGUAUUUGCAGAAUUUUCUUAUUUUAAGCCUGUUUUGUGCUGUUUAUGUCCUCCUAAGAAUUGGGUUUUAUACACUAUUGAUCAUAAUCACCCACGAAUUGGUUCUAUGUCAGAGUUACAUGUCCUUAAAUAUUAAUCAAUUCUGUGUUGCUCUUUUGUAAAGCAAAAUCAUUAGUUAAGGUUAAAAAUAAUUUGGCAGUAACUAAAUAUGUAUCAGCUGGCUAAUUGCUGGUCUUGGAUUGACUUGUGUCAUGCAGCAGUUUGUUAUGCCCAAAGAGAGAGAUAAAUGCUUUAACAAAUGAUAAAUAGUCACAUCAGUACUACCAAAUAAAAGGGUAGUGCUUUCUGUACUUGUUCAUCAUACAAUCUUCUUGGUGCUUGUUUCUUCACUGGUUCAUGUUUUCUUUAGAUUUGAGAAUAGCUUCUGGGGCUCACAUUAUGUCUCUAUUUUUCUUUGACUGUUACUGUCUUCCUUCCUUUGUCUCUUUUGCAUAUUAAAUCAUCUUAUAAUUGAAAAUCAUUUGUUUACACUUCCCUGUUCCCCCGAUUACUGCCCAUCCUGAACAGAUUAAUGAAAAGAGCUAACAUUGGUAAUUGCAUUGUGUGUGCAGGUCCCAGGUUCAUUCCUUAAAGGGCAGGACCAUGCAAUAAUGUGUAACAAAAUUCUCAAUGUUAUAAAUGGAAGAGGUCCAGAGGUCUGUUUUUAUUUUUUAAGUUAUUAGUUAAAAUCCAGCUGGGUAACGUUUUGCAUUGUAUUCCACUUUUUGUGCCCUGAAGUUUUCAUGACUUCAGCAUUAGCAAGGAUGGUGAUAGCGCUCUGCAUCACCACAAUAAUUAAACCAAUUCCUAUUAUAACUUACUGAAUAUAAACUAUGGGGAACAUUUGAAAUUAAAAUGCCCUAUUUGUCUGUUUUACACAUCAUUCACUGAAACUCUUCCAGGUUGUCACUGAGAAUCUUAUUUUGCAGUACUUCUAAGAAGUAGAACUCAUUUUGGGAGUUCAUUGAAACAUUUUUAUUGAUAAUUCUCAUGCUGAAUUCCAUUGCUACAUCUAAUUUUCUGUCCUGUCUCACCAAGACCAUGCUUUUUGUUUAAACUAUGCAGCUUAUUCCUUGAAGGGGAAGAAGUUUAUUCCUCAAAUUGACUAAAUCCCAUUUCUUCAAAAAUAUUCAAGUAAUUGUAAAGUAUUUUGGAAAAUAUAUGGGACGCCGUUAUCUAAAAGGUACAUGCAUACUGCGGCUGCAGAAUAUUGUUAAUUGUUACAGUGUGUUUGACUUGGUUCUGAAGUGAUGUCCAUAUGUUCAACUACUUGCAGUUCUCAAUAGUGCAGCCUGUAUUGAAUGCUAAAGAAACAUUCAUUUGAUCCGAUAAAAUGACCUGUGUUACCAGUUUUAAAACAAAUACAUCUGAGUUUUAACACAAAAGCUUAACUCAGCUGUAAGGUUUAAAGAUGGAAUAAAAUGGUUUAAAGAUCUGCUCAGCUCCCACUGAUGGCUGCACUGCCAACUAUAAAGAUAGUGGCCAUCCAUAGUUCAUAUUCUGACAGUAGUUUAAUUUCAUCCACAUCUCCACAUUUUUUGUCUCUUUAAAGAACAUAAAACUGAUUUAUUUGGCUUUAAAUAGCCUUUUUAAUGUUGUGCAAUAUUUAUUUUAUAAAUACUGUAAACAUUUGAGAUUAAAUCUACCUCAGGGUUUAAUUGUGGGUAGUGCACUGGUUAUAUGCAGGUGUAAUUGAUAUUCUCAACAGUUGUGUCACUGAAAUAUGUGUAGAACUAAUUAGCUCAAAAAUUGGACAAAUUACUUCUCUUGGAAUGGAGUUUCACAUUUAAGAUAUGAAAAUUAUGAAAGUCAUAUAGGGAAUUGGGAUAUUUCUAAUUGAACUUGAAAGCAGUUGGUUUGUGAAGUUUCAUGUAGCCAGUCAAGUACAAAUAUUUUCUGAAGCUGGAUAAUGGAAGUUUAAUAAUCUUAAGAGGUGCAGGUGCAUGGGAUGAAGAAUUAACAAGUAUAGGAAAUUUAGAAAUUUGGGGAUCUUAGAGGCUAGAGGGAACAUAGGUUACUUGCUAACUUGGAGAGAAUAGAGCACAACAGAAUUUAAGGGUAUAUGAAUUUAGGUUAUGUAACAAGUUAAUUCCAAUAAACUUUGAAUCUGGUGUGAUGUUUAUGCAUUUUCUUGCUCUUAUCUGGAUAGUUACUUUUUAAUCAAAUAACAUUAACUGAAAAUUUGCUCCCCUUAGACAAGUCACCCAUCCUUUGUUUAAAAAGGAAAUCAUUAUAUUUGUUUUAAGGACAGUGUGUUGCUGUGCAAUUCAUUGCUGUUCAAAAUUUUACUUUUCUCCAUUAGUAUAAGCAAUGGUAAAAGUGUUUGUAUUCUCCUUUGUCACAGUGAAAAUUAUGCUUCAUAAUCUAAUGUGAAUUACAGAAUUAAGUGAAUUUUCUCCUGGACCUGGUUUAGACUCGCAGCAUUAAGCUAAUUUCUAAUGAAAUUAAAAUUAUUUUGGGGGGAAUUCGGUGAUUUGCUUGCUUGAUUUUCUAGCAGAGGUGUUGAUUAUACAUUAAAAUAAUUAUUCGUAACAAUAUAGGCAUCUGAUAUCAGAUCGGUACUACAAAAACAAAGUUUCCAAGGAUGCCAGAGUUUUUCUAACCAGCAAGUGUUUUUUUUCCUCUAGUGCAGAGGUCGGCAACCUGCGGCUCCAGAGCCACAUGCGGCUCUUUGAUCUCUGUGAUGCGGCUCCCCGUGGUUUGUUAGCUUUUGAAAUGUAAUUCGAAAUUUGAAGAUUAUGGUGAUCUUGUACAAUAUGAAAACUUUGCGGAGACACCGUUUCCUGGCACAUCCGAACCGGCUCACAAUUAGCCACCGUUCCGACUAAGGGAGAUAGCCUACGGGGGUUUGUGAGUACGUGUCUUUUGGAGCAUCCGCGCCCACGGGGACGGGUUGAGGGAGGCUUUAAAGCAAGGCUGUUUAGUUCGAAUAAAGUUACCUUUGACUGCAGUCUUUAUUUUAGCACUGCGUGUAGCGCUACACCGCUACAACGUGUUUUUUAUCGCUAUUAAUAUACAUCACCACUGCCAAUGCCUGACACCCGCCAGUGCGCGCUUUCUUUUAAUUCUUCGAUCCAAGGUAGGCUACCUAUGUAGUAACCUUCAACCCAACGUCUUUUUUUCGGAGUUCAAAAUGUUUUUGUUGCAUGCAGAAAUGUAAUUUCGUUUUCUCUGCAGGAGUUCAUCAAUUUCAAAAAUGCAACACAUUAUAGUUUGUUUAUACAUAGCAUAAAGGCAAAAAAAAACCCGUUGUAUGCAGUGUUAUUUCAUUUUGUGGCUCCCAGUGUUUUCUUUUCUGUGGGAAAUGGGUCCAUAUUGGCUCUUUUAGUGGUAAACGUUGCCGACCCCUGCUCUAGUGGAAUGUGUCUAUCUUCUGGCCAUAUUGUAUAUAUCUUCACUUCAACAUUUUGGUCCUUAAACUAACUGCCUUAAUUAGCAAACAAAGUAAGUACGGUUAGUAAUGAAGGUGUUGAAUGUCUUGCCCUGAAAGUGAAUUGACCUAGGAUUCAGUGAGAUAAUGUAUGAUUUAAUUCUCCACUGAAAACUGAUCACUAUCCCCCUCAUUACAUGCUGCAUGUCCAAAUGCAGCUCACCAGUGCAACCAAUCUGAAACUAAAUAUUUUGUUAUGAUAUUCCCCUUUUUAAUUUCAUGUUUAGCUUUCAAUCUUACUGUAAUAGAUGUAGUUUGUAUUAUUUUUGUGUGAUAAAGACAUUUAAGGCUCUAAAUAUUACUACAGAUUUCCCUACGCAGUGGUAUUGGUUUCUCAAGUUUAGUGGCUGGAAGCCCUUGAGAGUGAAGUGUGUGUAUAUGUGUGCCAAUGUUCACUAGUGUAUCAUGUCUGCCUACAGACUAUUUUUAAUUUAACAAGUGUUAAUGGAAGAAAAUGUGAUAAUUAAUAAAGUGAAAAGUGAAGUCA
This is a messenger RNA of Hypanus sabinus (Atlantic stingray), 6717 nucleotides long. RefSeq names its product solute carrier family 35 member E1 (gene slc35e1). Gene Ontology annotation, cellular component: Golgi apparatus. The transcript has 6 exons. NCBI's taxonomy places the organism in Eukaryota, Metazoa, Chordata, Chondrichthyes, Myliobatiformes, Dasyatidae. The coding region runs from base 70 to 1227 and encodes 385 amino acids. Gene Ontology annotation, molecular function: antiporter activity. The record is from RefSeq and is a predicted model, not a curated record.